AUGUAUUCUAAUUAAGACCCCGAAGAAUAAUUUGAGCUGAAUGAAUUGAUUGGAGAAGGCGCUUAUGCUAAAGUUUAUAAGGGGAAACAUAAGAAUGGCUAAAUCGUAGCUAUAAAAAUAGUUCCUUCAACUGGUGAGAUACAAUCAUUAAUCAAGGAGAUCCAGAUCUUAAAAUAGGAAUGUUAACAUGCCCAUAUAGAUGGAGAUUUAUGGCUUGUAAUGGAAUAUUGUGUGGGAGGGUCAAUUAUUGAUCUAUUGAAAAUCACCUAGAAAACCUUAACGGAGUCAGAAAUUGCUGCUAUUUUGUAUCACGUUCUACUUGGAAUCGAAUAUUUGCAUGCGAAUAAAAAAAUCCAUAGAGAUAUCAAAGCUGGAAAUAUUUUAUUGGAUGAGAAGGGAACAAUUAAAAUCGCAGAUUUCGGAGUAGCUGCACAACUCAUAUACACGAAUGCAGACAAAGGUACAGUAAUUGGCACUCCUGUUUACAUGUCUCCUGAAGUUAUAUCUAAGAAUCGAUAUAACCAUCUAACGGAUAUUUGGUCUUUGGGAGUGACUGCUAUUGAACUUGCAGAAGGAAAGCCCCCAUAUUCUCACAUUCAUCCUGUAAGAGCGAUGUUUGCAAUUAAAAACAACCCACCAUAGGGUUUAACCAAUCCUGAAAAGUGGUCUAAGGAAUUUAACGAUUUUGUUAAAUCUUGCUUAAAAGUACAAGUCUCAGAAAGACCCAGUGCUUAACAAUUACUUUAGUCUCCAUUUAUCAAAUAAGGCAAGCAAGACUAAAAGAAAUUAGUAAAUCUCAUUGAAAACUUUCUCAACCAAAUUGAUGAGUAUAGGUAAUCAAAAACCUAAGGAAAUUUAGAAAAAGUUUAAACCUUAAUCUCUAAACAAGAGGCUAGCGAAGACGAAGAAUAGUCAUGUGGAACUGUUGUGGAAUGCGGAACACUUGUGAUUAAAGAAGAGGAAGCCUAGAGUAAAAGCAAAAGCGAAAAAGAAUUAGAUUUUGUAGCCUAUGCUAAAAAGGAGAAAAUUAUAAAUGAAAUAAUAGAUGAAUAAUUAAGUGAUGAAUAAUAAAUGGAAAAUAUGAAUUAAGAUGAAAGAAAGAAGUUUUUGGCCUUUUUGUAAUCACAAAUGGAAGAGGAAAUUUCAAAAGUAAAAUAAAAGUAUAUGCCUAAAAUUGAGAUGUUAACUCAAAAAAUUAAACAAAACGAAUCCCCAGAAUUGCCAAAGCUAUAGGAAUAUAUUCCUAAGGUCAAACCAUAGGAAUAUAGUAAGCCCUAGGAAUAAAUUACUUAGAGUAAACCUCAGCAAUUGAUCUAAACUCAAUAAUCUCAAUUAAUCUAAUAAUAAUAAUAACCAUAAAAAAUUGAAGUUUCAGUUCCAUUCCAGGUCAAUCCAGAAGUUUUAUAAAAAUUAUCAAAUAUGAAAAUCCCUCAAAUCAAAAUUUAGAAUGUAAGUUCUCCAACAGCUUAGUUAAGAUCUAAUCCUAAAUGA
Paramecium tetraurelia is the source of this 1491-nucleotide messenger RNA. RefSeq lists its product as uncharacterized. The transcript is spliced from 4 exons. Gene Ontology annotation, molecular function: protein kinase activity; ATP binding. Gene Ontology annotation, biological process: protein phosphorylation; intracellular signal transduction; regulation of MAPK cascade. The record is from RefSeq and is a predicted model, not a curated record. NCBI's taxonomy places the organism in Eukaryota, Ciliophora, Oligohymenophorea, Peniculida, Parameciidae.